Messenger RNA from Letharia columbiana, 1686 nucleotides. RefSeq lists its product as uncharacterized. The record is from RefSeq and is a predicted model, not a curated record. NCBI's taxonomy places the organism in Eukaryota, Fungi, Ascomycota, Lecanoromycetes, Lecanorales, Parmeliaceae. The coding region runs from base 1 to 1686 and encodes 561 amino acids. Gene Ontology annotation, molecular function: ATP hydrolysis activity; ATP binding. The transcript has 3 exons.
AUGGUCGAAAGAGGACGACGUUUCACGCAGCUUGCAAGUAGAGCUCAUAAACGAUACUCAGGUACGACGCUGCGAGAGAGCAGAGAACUCUGGGAUUCGGACUACCACUACGGGGAUUACACCAUCCACGAGCAAGAGGUCAACAGUGAGGUCAUGAUAGACCAAGCCGCUGCCGUGGCACAUUAUCGGAAAACUCUCCACAAGACAAUUAAAAUCAAUGGUGGAGUCAUCAGCGUACAAACUACAGCCGACUGGAGAGAAGUAUUUGACCCUUUGCCCGCCAAGAGAGACGAACGUUCAAUGACAGACGUGUUCGAUGACUCCAUCAUUGAUGUAGACCGUCGACGAGAUUUCGGCGGAUCCACCAGGCUACUCAGGUACCGAAGCAUUCUCGAACCCUCUCUCUCAGACGAUUAUGUUAUGUUGCUUCCUUUUCGAGUCUAUGGAUAUGCCAUGCUGAAUCGAAAGUGGCUCCCACUCAACAUCGAUUCAGUCUAUGACAUAACUCCGGAUCAAGUGCGAAUGACGGCCGCUGGGUACAAGGACUUGAUACUGCCACGAGGCCAUAAAAAGCUUCUUCAAGCCAUUGUCAAGAACCAGGUCAGAGAUCCGAAGCGGACAGCUGGUAGAGGAGAGGAGAAUGGCGAUGAGUUUCAAAUGGAUGUCGUCAAAGGAAAGGGCAAAGGCCUUAUCAUACUUCUUCACGGUGCUCCCGGAGUGGGAAAGACAUCCACAGCCGAGUGCAUGGCGGCUCAGCUCCAAAGACCACUGCUACCGAUAACAUGUGGUGAUGUCAGCACAGAUGUCAAAGAAGCCGAGGAAACGCUUCAGGAGUAUUGCGCGCUGGCACACAGAUGGAGAUGUGUUCUACUUCUGGACGAAGCAGAUGUUUUUCUGGCGAAAAGAGAGAAGGGUGACAUCACAAGGAACGGUCUCGUCUCAGUCUUCCUCCGAGUCCUCGAAUAUUUCUCCGGCGUCAUCAUCCUAACCACCAACCGUGUCGGUGAAUUCGACGAAGCGUUCCGAUCCCGUAUCCACGUCAGCCUCUACUACCCCAAGCUGGAUCAAUCGGCCACUUUAAACAUCUGGGAGCGCAACCUCUUGCGUCUCCGAGACUCCGGCCUCCAACUCGAUUUCUCCGAAGAUGAGAUCCGCAAAUUCGCGGAAGACCACUGGCUCGAGAACAUAAAAAACCCGUCCCGCCACUGGAACGGUCGGCAGAUCAAAAACGCUUUUCAGACGGCGUUGGCGCUUGCUAAUUGGGACUUCUACGAGGAGAAACAAGGCCAGAACUUUGAAAGGCCGCUACUCAGUGCCCGACAUUUCAAUCGCGUAGCUCAGACGAGCGCGCAUUUUGAUGACUACAUCAGCGAUGUCCACAACAUAUCGGAAGAUACGUGGAGUGUUCUAGCGGCGCGGGACGAAAUCCGGAAGGAUACCCACCCAGCCAUGAUUGUUGGGCGAUCUGAGACUCAGGACUUCGACAAUCGAUCCGGAAAGACGGCUCCCGCUCGGCGCGGUGCUGGCAAUCGAGAUACAAGGGCUGAUGAGAGCAGGAAGGUUGAGGGUGGCAGUGAUAAACUCAGGCAAUUGGAACUUGAGCUGGAGAUUGAGAAGCUGAAGCAAGCAAAAAGUAAAGAGAAGCUGCAAGCGCAGGCUGAGGAUGACGAAGAUGAGGGGUGGUAA